Liolophura sinensis is the source of this 4891-nucleotide messenger RNA. RefSeq names its product ribosome-binding protein 1-like. NCBI's taxonomy places the organism in Eukaryota, Metazoa, Mollusca, Polyplacophora, Chitonida, Chitonidae. The record is from RefSeq and is a predicted model, not a curated record. Gene Ontology annotation, cellular component: endoplasmic reticulum membrane. The transcript has 28 exons. The coding region runs from base 173 to 3748 and encodes 1191 amino acids.
CAUUGUCUGUAAUGGGGGACAGGUCAAUCGACAGAGGAAGGCGUGAAAUUAUUUCCACGUUGACAAGAUAGCCCAUUCCUUUGAAGAUAACACAUACUUGGCACACUUCAUGAAGGAUCCUCAUCAGACAACACCUGAACUGGAGUGAUAACAUACGGACACUAAUUUUAAGAUGGAUCCACAAAUUCUGAUUGCCGCGGCAGUUUCCUUCAUCAUCCUGGUGAUUCUCGUUUACCUCAUCUCAGUUUUUGGCAUGCGAGAGAAAUCAUUUGAUGAAGUAAUGGCAGAGCAAAAGAGGCGUCAAGAAGAAGAGCUCCUGAAGAGCAGAUCUGAAAAGAAAGCUGAGAAAGAGUCUAAAAAGAAAUGGAGUCGUAGGAAAACAGAGAAAACAAGGGAAAAGGGUUUGUAUUCCCAGUCAGAAGUAAUAGUUGAAACGUCUACUGUUUCUGUUAAGCCUAAAACCCUGGAGUACGAUCCGGACCCAGAGAUCAUAAACCCAGAGGACUUCCCAUUCAAAGAAACCAAAGUGACAAAGUCCAAGAACAAGAAGACCAAAUCCAUUUUAGUCAACAAGGAAGAAAAGGCUCCUGUAAGCAAUGAGCUUCAUGCUCCAUCACUGUUUCACCCGUCAGCUCCACCUAAAGAUGAGGUGGAACUUAGGCACAAGACUGUUACAGAGGAGCAUAAAGUCACGAAGAAGCAAGAGGAGCGACCAUCUAAAGGGGAUGGGAAGAUUUUGGAGACAAGCAGCCAUGUAGUGAAGGAAGAGAUGAUCAGGGCAACAACCGAUGUUCAGCAUACUUCAUCCACUCUUUUAAACAGCAGCAUGACCAAAACAGCUGAUAAGAAGAAGACAAAGGCGCACGGUGGAAGUGGAGAUGCUGAGGCUACCUAUACCACGAAUCGCCUCAUUUCGGCAGUGAGAAGCGCAACGCUGAACGACGUUGAAGUGCAGACAAUGAUUGACAUUCUCCUGAACAAGCAGCAAGGCUCGGCAGCCAUUGAAACCUGGAGCAAGAAAAGCCAAAAGGGAGACCCAGUUGCACUGUUGAAGAAACAGCUGGAGGAAAAAGAAAGAGCUCUCCAAGAAGAACAACAACUUGCCAUGGCUGCAAACAACAAGCUGAAAGAAGUAAAACAGGAAAUUGCGCAAGAAAAGGCCCGCUACUCAUCCUUGGAGAAGAAAACUGGCGAGAAGAUGUCUCUUCAGGCCAAGGAGAUCCAAGCUCUCCACGCCCGGAUGCAGCAGACCCACGAAACCCACAUGGUGGAGAAGAACAGCCUACAAGCUCGCAUGUCCCAGAUGGAGAACCAGAUGGGACCCGGCAACCAGAACCUCAUACAGAAGCUCACUGAUGAAAACAAACAGCUGAAGGAAUCCUUGGAUAAGAUCAAAGCGGAGAGUAUUCCAGCAGCAGACAUGAGCAGACUCACCCAGAAGAUACAAAUUUUGGAGACCGAGCUGGGAAAUUCCCACAUCAAGUUAAACGCUGCAGAAAACUCAAAAAAGACCCUGGAGGCAAAAGUAGCUAAAUAUGAAGAACAGCUAAGAUCUGUGGAAACUGGACAGAAGGACACAGAAGUGGUUCUCUCCAAAAAGCUUGAGGAGGUCAGUCAACAGUUGAGAAAGACUGAAGGUCAGAAGGACACACUGAGCACAGAGAUGCAGAAAGCCCAGACAGAAUGUCAUGCUCUCAAGACUCAGCUGAAGGAGCUGGAAAAGACACUGUCCGGUGCCAACGAGAACUCUAAAGGUCUGCAGGCAAAGCUUGAGCCUUGGUAUACUUACACUUGGGGGAUGGCAUCGGAGCAGCAGAAAGUGACUCUACAGACAAGCGUUCAGAGCCUGGAGCAAAGAAUGGAAAACUUCCGUAAAGAACAGGCAGAGAAGGACGCUGAACUGAAUAAACUGCGCGUGGACAACCGCAGUUUGUCUGACCAGUUGAGGAAACAGACAGAGCGACAACAGGGUGAGGGCCAAGAGGAACCCUCCCAGCCUGAUGGGGCUCCCAACGGCCACCUUAACCACGACACUAAGGUGGACAAGAGUACCAUUCAGCUGCAGGAGUACCAGAAACUGCUGUCUGAGAAGGAAAAGGAGAUCGCAAGAUUAACCAGUGACUUAAAUGGAAAACAUGAGGAAAUCAGCAAGCUGACUCAAGAAAUAGAGAAGCAGAAGCAGAAAAAUAAUGAAAUUCGAGAAAAGAACUGGAAAGCUAUGGAAGCCUUAGAUAAGACAGAAAAAUCUAUAGAGGAAAGGGUUGUCAAGGCUGUAAAUUCAUCAAGGGAAAAGUACACAGCAGAGCUGAAAGAUUUUGAAUCAUAUGACAAGUCUGUAAUGCAGAGGAUUUUCCCAGAAAUUUCAGUUAGUUCAUCAAUGGCCCAUAAAGAUUGGAUGAGUUCAUUUGAAGAGGAGGCUGUGACUUAUAUUUCUACCUUGUCAUCGAAAGCUGGUUCUCCGGUUGUGGAUCCCAGGAAGGAAGAGAGACUAAAACAAGCAGAGGAAAGAGCUGUAGAAUUAGAAGAUAGAUUGAGAGAAGCCAUUGGAAGGUCCCAGGAGUUUGAAGGUCAGCUGAGAGAAGCAGAGGAGAAAGCAAUGGAUGCAAUGAACAGAUUGUCUGAGGAAGAGAGUAGAGCAUCCGAUCUUGCCAGUAGAUUGAGAGAAGCAGAUGCCAAAGCUAGUGACACAUCUCGCCUUUUGACAGAGGUGGAGAGCCAGCGUCAGUCGGUGGAGGUACAGCUAAGGGAAGUUAACAUGAGGAAAACAGAGCUGGAGUCCCGUCUCCAGACAGUUGAGGCUGAGUUGCAGAAGAUGGAGAGCAGUUCUAGUCAGACAACUGUCACAGAAACCCGGCUUUUGGAAGUCGAACAACAGCGGGAUAAAUUAGAGUCUCAAAUUAAAGAAUAUAGAAGUGUCCUUUCAGAAACAGAAGACAAAUUACAACAACUACAGACUAGUGUGGAAUCUGAGGAACAGAAGUGGAUUGCCAGACUGCAAAGUACAGAAGCAGAGCUAACAAAGACUCGACAGGAGUUGCUCUCGUUAACAGAAGAGUUCUCCAAGUCAGCUGGGAGUAAUGAGGAUCUCGACCACCUGGGCUUCACGUACAGGUGUGUCGAGAAAAGUCUUAAGACCAUUGUAGAAGAGAUGGAGGAGAAAAUCAUAUCCAUGGAGAGCCAGCUAAAGUCCUCUGAGACAAAAUAUACCACUGUACAGAAACAGUUGUCUGAGGCUCAAACUAAAAUAUCGUCUUUACAAAUCCAAUUAUCUGAAGCUCAGCAGUCCAGCUCAAGUUCAGAUCUCCAAGAAACUGUCACAUCCUUGAGACAGCAGUUACAGGUGGCUGAGGAGAAGAAAAACGAAGCUGACCUCCAGGUGAUAGAGUUGGAGAACCGUAUUACCGUUUUACAAACACAGCUUCAAGACGGAGAGAAAUCAGAUGUAGAUCUCUCAGCCCUUAAAAAGUUGAUAGCAGAAUUACAGGCUCAGGUGGAAGUAGAGAAGAAGCGAAAUAAAGAGUUGUCCUCAAAUGUUGUGAGGUUAAACGGAACAGUGAAAAUCGGCCAGGAUGCGCUGGCGGAGGAGCAGCGACUAGUCAAGCAGCUGCAGGACCAACUGGCUCUCAAGAAUGGAACAGGACCCGUAGAUGCAGAUUCAUUAAAAGCCAAACUAGCUGAUACACAAAAACAGCUGGAGAGAGAAAUCAUGGCUAAUCGACAGCUCAGCCAGAGACUGGCCCAUUGCUGAUAUUUGUGGGAUUAAUUCAUUAUCACUUGUAAGGCUGCUUCAGCGGGAAAUGAUGUAGGAACAUCUGUGUAAUGAACCGGCUGGACGCCAUGGAUACAGGAACUUGUUACCUGUUCACCCCUCCUAGGCUGAAAUGGAUCUGCUCCUCUCCAGGAUUUUAUGUCGCCAGAGUGGUCACCAUUUUAUGUUCUCAUCCCUAUGCUAAUGGGACCGAUUGCAUUUUAUUUGUGGACCAAGUCUAUUUUAUUGUCACUACACAUAAGACUAUAGUUGAUCAGAGAUAGGCCUAUUGUUUAUAUCUUGUUCUGUUAUUGUCUGUCUUAAUAGUUACAUUAUUGUUAAUCGAUAAUACAGCCCACUAUGCUAUAUUUAUGUCGCAAAAUUAUUUCAUUUGGAGAUGUUAUGUAUACUAUUAUUUUUUUUGGCUACUGUUAAUUGUUUCAUUCUUUAUUGUUUUCAAACAAACUGGUUCAGUUUUGUUUACCCUUUUUUAAAAGUACUGCACCAGUGAUGCAACACAUGGAUUUCAGAAGAGUUUUUGAUGAUUUCAAAAGAUAAUGUUCACAGUGUUCUCUUUGUGUAUGUUUCUGUUAAAUUUGAGUGUAUUUUUAUGAGACUUAAAUUUUGGCUUGAUUACAAAGUACCACAGUUGUUGCCCCAUUGACUUGGUAGGUAUUUUACUUACUUGACUUAAUUUUUAUUAGGUUAACUUUACGAUUCUUCUGUAUCUGGCCAGUUCUAGACUUCCGGUUUUCAUUGAAUAUGUACUUUGUGUGUAAGGUUAAGACUUUAGUUUGACACUUGUGAACUAGGCUAAAUUGUUUGAAGUUAGCUCAUUUAUGUGAGAGUAUCCGGUUUUGAUGAAGUUUGACAGUUUACAGUCUGUUUUGGUCCUUGCCAUGAAAACUUGUGGCACCCACAGUCCUGCUGUAGAUCCACAACCAUUGAAAUGAAAAUGGUCCACAACAAUGUGACAGUCUUCACACAAAAUGUACUGUAUAUACCUCUUGUGUCAGGUUGGUUCUUUUGAACUCAGCCGGUGAUCUGAAUAUAUAUUUCCUGAUUUCUCAUUAGCCCAUAAAAAAUGACCUCAUUGUUUUAAAUAUUCUGUGGCAGUUGUUGAAUGUGCAUUUUUUUUCCCCC